Messenger RNA from Macrosiphum euphorbiae (potato aphid), 738 nucleotides. NCBI's taxonomy places the organism in Eukaryota, Metazoa, Arthropoda, Insecta, Hemiptera, Aphididae. The record is from the annotation of a GenBank genome assembly.
AUGACGAAAACCACUGAAGAGGCUGGAUACGAUCUCGUCCAAGCUUUACUCAAAUUUCACGAUGGAUCACACGGUGCCCGAGAUCGCAUGGUUCAUAAGCCCGGAUGGAAAAUGCUUUUUAUGAUGCUAAAAUAUUUAAACUGCUACCCGGAAUUAACUUCAAUGCCGUAUCAGUUGACUCCGAUUGUACUGGACGUACCACCCGAAUAUCGUCAAAUUGUCUUGAAGAAUCCCAUGAUCGUUAGAAGACGUUACGUAGAAUUACUACCUAUCAAAUAUGGGUAUCGAGAAUUUUGGAAGACUCAUAUAAACCGUUUGAGGGCAUUGCCUUAUCAAUAUUUAUUGUGGGAAGGCGGUUUCGUUCUGAUUGUAUUUUGUUUUUACGCCAUUGGCGAUAAUGUCAUACGUGUAGUAAAUAUCACAAUACAUUUUUCAAAAAAAGACGUACAACCGGAACCGUUGUGCUACCAAGAUAAGCUCAUGCUGGAAGAGUGUUAUCCACUGGAUACGUUCAAUCCCGGAUUUGCAUUACCCAAACCAGUAUCGAUCAACACGAACAGGUGGACAAUUUUGCGAGAGUUAAAAGAAUCCAGUGACAAAAAAGGCAACGAACUGUUUUUGCUAUCGUUGUCGCCUUUAAUGGACGAACUGUCUGACCAAGUUCUUACGGACACCAGGCGCAAAAUGUUAGAGCUGUUAGAAGAAGCUAUGAGCUGGAAAAGAAAUUUUGAUCGUUAG